AUGGUGCACUCCCUGCACGCCACGCUGCUGCGGCCCGCUGCGGCAUGGGCGCGCCAGGCGGUGCGGCCGCGCGUCGUGCUGGCGGCGGCGGCGGUGCGCGCCAGCUCCAGCUCGGCCCCAGCAGCCGCCGCACCCGCACCCGCGCCGGCAGUCGCUGCGGCGCCCGUAGCCGAGCCCGUCGCUCCCGCCACAGGCACCGAUGCCGCUGCCGAGGCGGAGCCGAAGCCCAAGCGUGGGCGCCCACCUGGCGAGCGCGCGCGCAAGAAUGCGGCGAAUGCGGCAGCGCUGGAGGGCUCGCUGGAAGACAUUGCCGGCGCCCGCGCCGCCUUCGAGAAGCACCCGCACUGGACCUUCGCCCUGCACCACUUCGAGCAGCUGCGCGAGCAGCGCCGCAAAGAGCACGAGGAUUCUGGUGACACUGAGCCAAUAGACCGCGUCUCGCCCGGCGAGGCCCAGGCGCUGCGCGAGCUGGGCGUGCCCAGGGUUAAGCAGUUCCGCAGGGUGCCCAUGAGCAUCUUCCGGGAGCUGCAGCGCGGCGGCUAUGAGCCGGAGCGCAUCGUCGAGGUGUUGCAGUACUUCGACGCCAACAACCGCUCCAUGCCGCCAGACCUGUACCGCCAUUCGAUGACGGGACGCAUCAGCGCGUCGGCGACGCGGGUGCGGCGGCUGCCGCGGCAGCCGCCGCCGCCGCCGCCGGAGCUUGGGCCCGUGCUGCACGCCGAUCCGUACGACAACUUCCCGGAGCACAUGCCUCCCUUGGACCAGUGGCGCCACGAGCUCGAGCCCAAGAUCCUCGGCUACCUUGGCAAGGGGCGCUACUUUGUGCGCAGCCGCUCGCUGGCCGAGCGCAUCGUCGAGGAGAUGGACCUGGACGGCAAGCAGGGCGUCACCGUGGUGGAGGCGUAUGCAGGCGUCGGCUCGGUGACACGCCUGCUGCUCGACCAUCCGGCGGUGGACAAGGUGCUGGCGAUGGAGGACAACCCCUCGAUGCUUUCCUUCCUCGAGCGCCUCAAAACUGACGAGACGCUGUCGCGCGGCCUGCCGGGGGAUCGGCUGUACAUCGAGAAGGGCAACGCCUACCGCUGGACCACGUACGAAAGAAUGCGGCGUGCCGGCGCCUUCGAUCAUCUGCAGGACCCCGCGGCCGUCCAGGAUGGCGGCUUCGUCAUGGGUCCCGUGAGCCCACGCAGCCACGAUGCGCCCGACUGGCAAAAGCCGUCGUCGAUCAUCUUCCUCUGCCACCUGCCCAACUCCGUGCACGGCGAGCAGCUCUAUGCGCAGCUCGUCGCCGCCGUCGCGUCGCGCGGCUGGCUCUUCCAGUACGGGCGCGUCAAGAUGGUCGUGCUGUGCUCCGAGGCGCUGGCGCUUCGCGCAUUGGCGCAGCCUGGCACGAAGCAUCGGCACAAGCUGGGCGUGACGACGCAGACGCUGACGGACGUACGAGAAGCGGUCGAGCCCUCGGAGCUGACGCCGCUGGCCUCGCACAUCUAUCCGUGCCCGCUCAGCAAGGAGCUCCUCAGCGCGGAGAAGGUGGACAGUCUGGAGCGUGACCGCGCGGCCGAGUCGCGCCAGCACCGCGCCGACUACCGUCUCCGGAAAAGCCUGAUCGUCGUGGAGCCCAAGGCGCAGCCGCUGCUCGUGACGCGCGAGAUGGAGGCGUUUGAGCAUAUGGUGCGCAACACCUUUGUGCUGCGCAGCCAGCCGAUCCGCAUCUCCAUGGAGCACCUGGCGCCCGGUGCGAUCAACGUGCUGCGGAAGCUGCAUCCGGACCACCCGGACAUGCAGGACCGGCAGGACGAGGCCAUCAACCCCGACACGCCCGUGUGGAGCCUGACGAUCAAGCAGUGGGUGGCGCUGUCCAAGGCCUACGACAAGUGGCCCUUCCGCCCAAAGAUGCUGCUCGACGAGUUCUCAGUGUUCAAGGAACGCUCGAUGAACAGGCAGAAAUGA
Molecule: messenger RNA, 1950 nt
Organism: Tilletiopsis washingtonensis
Lineage: Eukaryota; Fungi; Basidiomycota; Exobasidiomycetes; Entylomatales
Product: S-adenosyl-L-methionine-dependent methyltransferase
Exons: 7
Coding region: 1-1950 (649 amino acids)
Biological process (GO): rRNA methylation
Cellular component (GO): mitochondrial matrix
Molecular function (GO): rRNA (adenine-N6,N6-)-dimethyltransferase activity
Source: RefSeq, a predicted model, not a curated record